Molecule: messenger RNA, 479 nt
Organism: Blepharisma stoltei
Lineage: Eukaryota; Ciliophora; Heterotrichea; Heterotrichida; Blepharismidae
Source: the annotation of a GenBank genome assembly
AUGGCAGCAAGUCCAAGUCCAGUCGCCGUGAUAUCAGGACCACAGACUGUUUCACUUGGAUGCAAUAAUGACGCAGUUGUUUACUCUGCUGAUAAGUCGACUGGCAACUAUGGAGCUUCUUUGACAUACAAAUGGAGCUCCACACCGACAGAUUUGAGUUCACAGGCAACAGGAUUCUCUAUUUCAAUUCCUAAAUUCCCUCGCUCAAAAAACACCGGGGAAAUCCUAUUUUUGGGUAAAAAAAAAACCUCCGUUAGUAAAAAAAAAAUUUUUAAGUCGUAAUUAAUAUAAAUCUUUAGCUAUUUCUGUUGAAUUUUAAAAGCUUGCAAUUUAACAUAAAUUUUGCGAUAAAUAAUUUUUUUUAGUUUCAAAAAAAUUUUUUAUAUAAUUUUUUUUACAAAAAAUUAUCAUGGGGGAGUAAAUCAAGCUUAUCCUCUUUAACAUCCUUAAGCUGUUACAAAUACCUUUAUGCUCACUAG